Molecule: messenger RNA, 879 nt
Organism: Cotesia congregata
Lineage: Eukaryota; Metazoa; Arthropoda; Insecta; Hymenoptera; Braconidae
Source: the annotation of a GenBank genome assembly
AUGUCGGAUAAUGAGAACAGUGAAGAUGUUAUGUUGCAAAGACACAAGAAAGAGCGCAAGGACCUGCAAGCACAAAUUCAAAUUUUAAAAAAAUCAGUAGGCAAAGGUGACAAAAAAAAGAAACGUGAAAUAACCGAACAAAUCGCACAAUUAGAGUCAGAUUUGGACCGCCGUCAGGACGAAGAGUUGAACAAUUUAAAGCUGUCACAAAUAACGCUGACUGGUUUGCCAGAAGAAACCAUCAUACUGCCAGAGGACGACAAUGACAACGACAACGACAACCCGAAGAUUUCAAAAGCGCAAAAGCGCCGAGAGAAGAAAGCUCUCGCGGAACGGGAGCGAAAUCAACGAAUCAUCGAAGCCGAGGCGUUGAACGUCUUCGGGAAGCGCAACGUCGAGACCCAGACGAUCAAAAAGAUCCUGGGAGAACGCGACCUGAUGAUCUACGAGGUGCCCAGUGAUGGUCAUUGCCUCUACAACGCGGUCACCCACCAGCUGAAGAGCAUCGGAGUCCCCAUGAGACUCGAGGAGCUACGUCAUAAAACUGCCGAGUACCUGCGUCAGAAUAUCAACGAUUUCCUGCCGUUCCUGACCAACCCAGACUCUGAAGAUGCUCUUACUGAGGAACAGUACCAGCAGUACUGCGACAAUGUCGCGACUACCAGCGCCUGGGGCGGCGCCAUUGAGCUCCAGGUGCUCUCUCGCAUCCUCAGCUGCCCUAUUGAAGUCGUCCAAGCUGUUGGCAGCUCUUAUAUCGUCGGGGACGAGUUCGAGAGCUGUAAAAAGAUCACUCUCACUUAUCAUCGACAUAUGUAUGAGCUUGGUGCUCAUUAUAAUUCUGUUACCAAGUUUGUUAGAGAUGAUAAUGAUGAUAGUUGA